UGAUAGUAGUACAUUUUGUAAUCUACAAGAGCAAAACAUUAAUUGUCAAAGAUGAUUUCCAAAGUAGUACUUUCCGCUUUCGUUGCUUUGCUUGUCGCUCAGGUGGCCUUAGCAGAUCCUGAACUCUGCCCUGAACCAUCAGAAGCGAAACAACUCGUCUACAAGCAAAACGUUCAUGAGGAUGCUCCUUUAUUUGGAAGGACCGAAAAGGAUUAUGUUAUUCCACCCCUCGAGAAAACUGUUAGUUGUAUAAUCCUAUCUGGAUCUGCUACUGGUUCUAUCGCCUCCGUUGGAUUUUCAGAUGAAGGUAUAAAAGUUAGAUUGGUUUCCGAAAUCAAAAAAGGUUUUGACGCUGUGAUUGAAGUCUACACCAAAGAAGAGUAAACUAUAUAUUUUGUAUUAUUAUUUUUAUAUAAAUAAUAAUUUUUAUUUCUUUGUUUAA
This is a messenger RNA of Anoplophora glabripennis (Asian longhorned beetle), 442 nucleotides long. RefSeq lists its product as uncharacterized. The transcript is spliced from 3 exons. Lineage: Eukaryota; Metazoa; Arthropoda; Insecta; Coleoptera; Cerambycidae. The record is from RefSeq and is a predicted model, not a curated record. The coding region runs from base 52 to 384 and encodes 110 amino acids.